Rubroshorea leprosula is the source of this 2027-nucleotide messenger RNA. The record is from the annotation of a GenBank genome assembly. NCBI's taxonomy places the organism in Eukaryota, Viridiplantae, Streptophyta, Magnoliopsida, Malvales, Dipterocarpaceae.
CCCCCUUCUCUUUAUACUCCUCCUACUCUGGCACCAGCCCCUCACCUCACCUUCCAAAAUCCAAAACCCUUUACCCCUCAAUCCCCAUUGCUUCGUUUUCGGGAUUCUUCUGUUUCUGUUAUGCUUGAGAACCGGAAAAUGGCUUCCAAAGAUUCUAAAGAAAGCAAGAAGGUGGUACUGACGCUGCAACUCAGUCUGCCUUUUGAUCCUCCGGUGGCCGGUGUUGAAUUCGUCCCUCACUCUGUUGUGAGAACCUCCACCGGCUUGCUACAGAACGUUCCCCCGCAUUCCUUCUAUUUCAGCUGGUACCGCAAAGAGCCUUUUACUUGUUCUGUCCACCCUUCUGAGUCAGCCACUGUGCAAUGUCGUAGUUGUGUAAAAUUGAAUAUACCUGUGGAGGACAGUUAUCAUUGUAGUCCACAGUGCUUCCAACAUGCAUGGAAAAGGCAUGCAAUGUCUCAUCAUAAUGCAAAUGAAACUGUAAGUGAGACUACAAUUGUUGUUCAACAUGAAUCAGGAGAGCCUAGUAGUUCUGCAUGGGCUGACUUUGAUCAUGGCAAAUCAUUUGAUGAGAAUCUAGACCUAGAAGGGGUAGGAUGGGUUAAAGUGGGAUUUUCAAAAAUAUAUGAGACUACAAAUGAUGAUAUUGACUUCCCUCUGAAGCUGGAGUGUACGGCUGUAGAUCAUGCUAAGGGUACUUCUCUGGUUCAAACUAUAGUGACCAAUCCUGUUAUUAGUUUCCCUCAUCAUUCCCCACGGCAGAUGAUUGCAAUUGGAGGUGAUGAGAAACAUGGCAACAUUGAUCUCAAAUCCCAGUCUUCUAAUGGUUUGACAUUUCGAGUGCUAUCCUACAAUAUACUUGCCGACAUAUAUGCUCCGAACAACCUAGGUCACUGUCUGGCAUGGGCUCUUGCCUGGCAAUACCGCAGGAAAAAUUUGUUGAAUGAGAUCAUUGAAUAUAAUGCAGAUAUUAUUUGUCUUCAGGAGGUAUUUUCAGGUCUCUACUUUGUAAAUGAUGGAUGUGCAACUUUUUACCGUCGUGAUCUUUUCAGAGAAAUCAUGAAAUCUGAGCUUGAGUUUGAGGGGAAAGGAAAGAUGGUAGUUGAGGAAUUAUUGGGGCCUGACCUUAAGGAUGCUGAUCACAUUCGCUUAAUAAAGGAUAAUGUUGCACUUAUUGUCAUAUUACAAGCCUUGAAAAAUGGCAGUGCUGAUAAUGACCUUCCAUCUAGAAUUUGUGUGGCAAAUACCCACAUUUGUGCGAAUCCUGACCUCCCUGAUGUAAAAGUAUUCCAGGUUGCGACCCUUAUCCAUGAACUUGAGGAAAUUGUCGAAUCAAAGAUUCCUCUAUUGAUUUGUGCUGAUCUGAACUCUUGUCCGGGAAGCAAUCCUCAUACAUUGCUGACAAAAGGUAGACUCAAACGUAUUGAAGGAGAUAAUCCACUGAAGAUUGAUCGCUUCAUCAAGCUUGUCUAUCAAAUGCAACUGGAAAGUGCAUACGCAUCUUUUCUCCGUUCAAGGGGGAUCGAUCAAGAGCACUCAAGUAAGAUGGAUCCCAACAACUUUGAGCCUCUGUUUACCAAUCUCACUCCAACUUUUUCUGGAACGCUGGAUUAUAUUCUCUACACAGCUGACAGCUUCAAAGUUGAAGGCUUAUUGGAACUUCCAGGCAAGGAAAUUCUAGGCGAGGGCUAUCUCCCAUCUCCUUACUUGUCAUCAGAUCAUGUUGCUCUCAUGGCACAAUUUAGACUCUUGUCACCAAAUGCCUCCUCAAAGCAUCAACCACCAAGUCUAAAGAAGUGAUUUCUGAUACCGCAUUUGUUUGUAUAGAAACCAUAUACAGGGAUUUAGAAUGCACAGUUUUAGAUUCGACAUCACAGAUCACAGUAUUGUACAAUGAUUCUUUGACAGUUUUGUCAAUUCCGCUUCCUUCUCAGUCAAUUUUUUGCAGUCUUACAGCCUAUGACAAGUGUGGCUGGAAUUCAUCUUCUCAUAUAGUUAUAUAUCCGCAAUAAGUUGUACAGACUACA